ACAGGAUUGCAGCCGCUAGUGUGUAAGUAGGAAUGCGUUCAUGAACAGCGACUAUUUAUCUCAUAUAGUCGUUUAGAGAGGAACUAGAGCAGACAGAUAAUACCAAUACGGCCGCGCGGCCUUUUCGCAGACUUUGUAAACUACUUCUACACAUUUUCUCCGGCUGAUACUAUUAAGACAGUUCGCGAGGUGAGUCGAUUGGAGCGGAGUAAAGAACACCUCAGCAAGUUCACCUGCCUGCGGAACAAAAGCUCCUUUUCUGAAAUAGAAUUGCGUGAUCUGAAUGGGAUGUUAGUGUGGUGGAGCGGCAGGCCAGACUAGAGGAGCAUGGUGAAGCACCAACCCUUGCAGGUCUACGAGAGGCAGCUCUGCUUGUCAUGUCUGACGGGGAUCUACGGCUGCCGAUGGAAACGCUACCAGCGCUCACACGAUGACACCACCAAGUGGGAGUUCCUCUGGUCCCUCAUCUUGCUGGCCACCUUCUCCUUACUGCUGGUCUGGUUCUACUUCUGGUGGGAGGCACACAACGACUACAACGAGUUUAACUGGUUUUUGUAUAACCGCUCAGGGGAAUGGAGCGACGGGACAGUUCCGAUCCUCGCCACCACGGCGGCGGGGUUCACAUACAUCACAUUUUUAACGAUCUUGGCCCUCUGCCAUGUGGCAGUGGGGCAGCAGCUGAAUCUGCACUGGCUCCACAAGAUUGGUGUGACGGUCGCCCUGCUGACGACCAUUAUUGGAGUGAUCUCUGUGACCCAGAUGUGGGGUGAGGAGUGGGACAUUGUCAUCAUCUCACUCCAGGCCACAGGUCCCUUUCUGCAUAUCGGUGCAUUGGCGGCAGCGACGGCUUUGUCAUGGCUGGUGGCGGGACAGGUAGCUCGAGCCGAGAAGACACGGUUCCAGGUGCUGGUGAUGGUGUUGUACCUCAGCGUGCUCCUGGGUCUCUACCUGGCUCCCCUCUCCAUCACCUCCCCCUGCAUCAUGGACCAGAGCACCCUGAGACCCCCGCCUCAAAUCAUCGGCCACCAGGGAGCCCCCAUGCUGGCUCCAGAGAACACGGCCCUGUCCUUCCAGAGGGCGCUACGCCUCAAUGCCAGCGGCCUGGAGGGAGACGUCACCAUCAGUCUGGAUGGUGUGCCCUUUCUGAUGCGGGACCGCACGUUGCGGAGGACCACAGAUGUAGCGCAAGUAUUCCCAGACCGGCAAUUUGAUGAUGCAUCCCUCUUCAACUGGACAGAUCUCCAAUCUCUUAACGCAGGGCAGUGGUUCAUCAAGGACGACCCCUUCUGGACGGUUGAGUCCAUGUCCCAGCGUGAGCUGCACCAGGCGGGCAGCCAGCGGGUGUGCAGUCUGCAGCACAUGCUCCGGCUGGCUGCCUCCCAGAACCGCACGGCUCUCCUGCACCUGCACCGGCCGCCUCCGCAGCACCCGCGCUACCUGGACUGGCUCAACGACACCCUGGAGAGCAUUCACCUGUCGGGCAUCCCUCAACACAUGGUGAUGUGGACGGAGGAUUGGCAGAGGGGCUUUGUGCAGGCCGCAGCUCCAGGCUUCCAGCAGACGUCUCUGAAGAAGCAGCCCGUGGAGGAGCUACAGCAGCGGGGCAUCAGCCGCCUCCUCCUGCGCUACAACCAGGCCAACGAGAGAGACAUACGGGAGUUUGGCAGCCGUAACAUCAGCCUAACGCUGUAUACUGUGAAUGAGCCCUGGCUCUACUCUCUGCUGUGGUGUAGCGGUGUGCCCUCCGUCUCCUCUGAAGCCCCUCAGAUCCUCCUCAAGCUACACGCCCCCAUCUGGCUCAUGAGCCCAGAUGAAUACCGCCUGAUAUGGAUUGCCACAGAUCUCCUCUCCUUUGCUAUUGUGGUGGGAGUGUUUGUGUUCCAAAAGUGGCGGAUGAGUGGCAUGAAUAGCUACAACCCGGAGCAGAUCAUGUUGAGCGCAGCAGCCGUCAGGAGAUCCAGCCGCGAUGUCAACAUCAUGAAGGAGAAACUCAUCUUCUCUGAGGUCAGCAAUGGAGUCGGCGGUGCGGAUGAACUCUACAUGGAAAACGGCUUUGACUACUACACCAACCAAGGAAUUGGCCACUGACUGCCAGGCGUCCUCCAGCACUUGAACUUGGUCCACUGAAGAGGACGCACUACUGGUCCGGAUGCCCUACUUCACUGUCCCGGGUCCGGACGCUCCGUUUUUUUGACCAGUUCCUCUUGUGCUGCUAUGGGACUUUGAAUGAUUGUGUGGGUAACACCCAUAUAAGCGCAAUUCUCUGUAUAUUAUGUAAAAAUGUUAAUUACUAUGUUUCUUUUGAUGAAGUUUGGCACUGCAGUGUGACAUGUUGGCCUUCUUUAAAGUGUUAUUUUUUAUUAUUAUUAUUAUUAUUAUUGUUAUUAUUAUCUGCGUUUAGUCCCAACGUGGACUUACAGACUUUUCCAGCAAUGGAUAUAACCAAUGGUUUGCAGGCACUGGAAGACCAAAUGGGUCUAACUUUUUAUUUUUAUCUUUCACUUUUGUCUUGAUGAGAUAACUGCUAUCAUGUUAUUUGUGAUCUCAAUACAGUGUGAGCAUGGUAUUUCCCAGUCCAACAUUUGUCUUGUUUGAAACUUGAAAAGAAAAACCCGAAAUAAGUUAUUGGAAAUUUACAACAUGCCAGGUAGUAUAGAUGGAGAAUUGUUUGCUCAACCUUUUGUGCAUGUGAUCAACUUCAGAGCAAACUAAGCAGAUUUUCUAAAUGGCCUUAUUUUGUUCUGAUAAUGAUGAGUAAAGGGAUUGCAUUCUCCAUGCAGCUCUGUUUAGACUGUAACUGGAUUUCUGUUAAAGGUAGAAUAUGUAUUUUUUAGUGGUUUAUUUCCAGAAUAUAUAUGGCGCACAUUCACAAAUGGUACUAUCUUUUUCUUGAAUAUUUACGUACCAUCCUCAUUAACUUUGAAGUAUCUUACUUCAAAUCAUGUUGUAUCAUAGCAAAUACUGUAUUCAUGUAUUACUUAGUACUGUAAAUAUUCAUGAACAGAUCAAAUUUGUGAAUGGGCAACAUUUUGAAAAUAAAUGACUAAAAUUGCAUUCUGAA
Engraulis encrasicolus (European anchovy) is the source of this 3061-nucleotide messenger RNA. RefSeq names its product glycerophosphodiester phosphodiesterase domain containing 5b (gene gdpd5b). The record is from RefSeq and is a predicted model, not a curated record. Gene Ontology annotation, cellular component: plasma membrane. Lineage: Eukaryota; Metazoa; Chordata; Actinopteri; Clupeiformes; Engraulidae. Gene Ontology annotation, biological process: lipid metabolic process; positive regulation of neuron differentiation. The transcript is spliced from 16 exons. Gene Ontology annotation, molecular function: glycerophosphodiester phosphodiesterase activity. Bases 328 to 2088 code for a protein of 586 amino acids.